This is a messenger RNA of Aspergillus terreus NIH2624, 1662 nucleotides long. Its product is annotated as fungal specific transcription factor domain-containing protein. Gene Ontology annotation, molecular function: transcription cis-regulatory region binding; DNA-binding transcription factor activity, RNA polymerase II-specific. The transcript has 6 exons. The record is from RefSeq and is a predicted model, not a curated record. Bases 1 to 1662 code for a protein of 553 amino acids. Gene Ontology annotation, cellular component: nucleus. NCBI's taxonomy places the organism in Eukaryota, Fungi, Ascomycota, Eurotiomycetes, Eurotiales, Aspergillaceae. Gene Ontology annotation, biological process: regulation of DNA-templated transcription.
AUGCGACGCCUAUUUGAAGCAGAGUGCACCGUGUACGCGAUGCGCCAAACUAAGACUCCGAUGUAUCAUCUCCGACGGGUUCCAGCGAGAGCACAAGCGCCAUCGCAAUCUCCGUCAUUGUCCCAACACCACCCCCUACCGCGUUCCAUCUCUCUGGGGCCGACGUUGCCGAGAAUCGAGGCAGGGCCGGGAGAUCGUCUUUCGGAUCCAACUGUGCCGCGUGUUUUGAAUAAUGUUACUGUGGUAGCGGAAGAGAUUGACGAGAUAUUUGAACUUUUUUUCCAGCAGUAUGCCCAAUUCGUUCCUAUACUAGACCCGCAGACUACACCAAACGCGUUCUACGCUCAAUGCCCGCUCAUCUUCUGGGCUGUAAUCGGUAUAGCCUCCCGGACAUACCCAAGGAACCCGACUUUGUACGUCGCCUUAGCGCCUAGCAUCAUGGAAAUGGCCUGCCUGGCAAUAACGUCAACCUCAGCUCCCUCACACAUUAUCCAGGGACUUGUCCUUGUCCUGUCCUGGCCAUUUCCUAAGGACACUACUCGAUCCGAAUUGACGUUCCCUUUGGCGGGCAUGCUGCUGCACAUCGCCAUGCAGAACGGACUUCAUAUCCCAAUGUCCAGUCAUGAGUUUGCGAGAAAGAAACUCCCCAUGCCGUCGGAAGCAGACAUGGUUCGGCGGGCUGAGCUUUGGGCGCAUUGUAUGAUCAUAUAUCAACGUGCUUGCGUAAUGAAGGGCCACCCGCCCCGUUGCCUGGGGGAGCUGGAGCAUGAUAUCUCACAGCGCCAGUGCCUACACCAGAAAAUAUCACCGCCACUGGCGUUGCAGAUAAGGUGCCAAGAGCUAGUGGCACGAUGUAGUGCAGCAGUUCUCGAGCUUGGAGUCCGCACCAUGACUCCUGAACAAGAAAGGUCUUUGGAUAUCCUUCUGCGUACUUACGAGGGCCAGAUUGCGGAUCUCGAGGCCCAAGCCGCUUCAGUGGACGAUCGAUUGCAUACAACCUUGUCUCUUCUGUGCAUUCAGUCUUUGCACUUUCUUAAAAACUAUACCAUGAUAUCCACCAAUUGCUCGCCACGCAUUGUGAAUACGGCAUGCACGGUUAUCGAUCUCGUGGAUAGUCUCGCGCAACGCCUGCCGUGUUUGCCAGUGGCACCCUUUCAUGUGUAUUCUGGAGUCCUCCUGUCGUCCUGCUGUAUUCUGCGAAUUCUCAAAGGGUCCACUUCACAGGGGGUGGACGUUGACAGAGCGCGGAACUCGUUCUUCACCUCUAUAAACCUGGGAAAACAGAUGACCGUGGGCAGCAAUGAUAUGGCAGCGAAGAUGGUCUUGGUCUUGAAUCAAUUAUGGAACAGCAGCAAGGCUUUCCGUAAGCCCGACGGGGUUGAAUCAACCGCACUGCGUAUCCGGAGCAGGCUCGUGGUUAGUCCCGUCGUAGACGCCGUAUGGUGGUGGCGGGAUGAAUUUGACCCGCAUGGAACCGAUGCCAGCCGGGAUCACGUUACAGGCACAUCAAAGGCUGCUACUAGCUGUGCGGAGCGACAAGACCCUAGCCUUUUUGAUGAUCAGUUCCUUGCAGAUUUCGAAUGGGCUCUUGGAGACGAGGGCCUGUUUCUGCCUACAGAACCCUACGGUACAUGGCCGUCUAGCGGAGCUGCUCUUCCGUGA